Messenger RNA from Anopheles funestus (African malaria mosquito), 7860 nucleotides. It is a transcript of the gene Nup98-96, whose product is annotated as nuclear pore complex protein Nup98-Nup96. Gene Ontology annotation, biological process: RNA export from nucleus; post-transcriptional tethering of RNA polymerase II gene DNA at nuclear periphery; protein import into nucleus. The transcript has 6 exons. Gene Ontology annotation, molecular function: structural constituent of nuclear pore. The record is from RefSeq and is a predicted model, not a curated record. The coding region runs from base 437 to 6616 and encodes 2059 amino acids. NCBI's taxonomy places the organism in Eukaryota, Metazoa, Arthropoda, Insecta, Diptera, Culicidae. Gene Ontology annotation, cellular component: nuclear pore cytoplasmic filaments; nuclear pore.
AAAUCAACAUGGUAGCAUAAAAAUGCCAUUGUUCUUCAACCAGUCUGAUCUUCUACGCUCUCAAAGGCGCUUUAUUUAUGCUAAAUCUCGAUAAGCUGCCCGGAAAUAUUUGUUCGAAAUAGUGAAUUUGUAACAGAGCCUCAAAACUAAACGCGAUUCGUGGAAGUGGCGCGAUAGUGAUAGAAGGUAGAGAAAUUAAACCCAUCUUGCAUCGGAAAAUUUCGAUUUGACAGUGAGGUUAUGUUGGCGCGUUUUUUGACGGCUGCCUUUGAGUGAGCGGUGGGUUAUGUUGUGCAUAUACAUUUGAUGCAAGGUGUUAAAAAAUAUCUAAAAUCCUGAUAAUUGGGCUAGAAUUGCGUGCCUAAAGACACAUCCACGGUGUGGUAUAGUUUAGCAGUGUGGUAUACGCUCGAUUGUUACUGUUUACGCGUUAGCCAUGUUCGGUGCAAAGCCCGGAGGCUUUGGUCAGCCUACCACCAACACUGGAUUCGGAACAUUCGGGACCAACACGGCAGCGGCAAGCCCGUUCGGGCAAACUACCGCAUUCAGUAAACCGGCAACGGGUGCAUUUGGUGCGACUCCAGCCUUUGGUCAACAGCCAACGACUUCCCUAUUCGGACAAACGCAGCAAGCUGGAGGACUAUUCGGGGCAAGCACCAGCACUGCACCCGCCUUUGGUGCUGCAACGACGCAACCGGGAUUUGGAGUUUUCGGCCAAGCACAACCCCAAACAACGUCAUUAUUCGGUACGCAAAACAAUACCGCUGCUAACACGUCGCUGUUUGGUAAUAAUAAUAACACCUCGUUUGGAGCCGCUAAACCGGCUGGAUUUGGUGUUUUCGGACAGCCGGCCGCCCAAACGACGUCCCUCUUUGGCCAGUCCACCACGAACAAUACGGCCACAUCGGGAUUCUUCGGUCAAAAUACGCAAACUGCUGGAGGUUUGUUUGGUGCGGCCAAACCCGCAUUCGGUGCUGCAACGGUACCGGGUGUUGUCGGCGGCAAUGGAACAGCAGUGGCCAAAUACCAGCAAACCCACGGUACGGAUACGCUGGUUAAGAAUGGCCAAACGACCACCGUCAAUACGAAGCAGCACUGUAUCACCUUCAUGAAGGAUUAUGAAAACAAAUCGGUUGAGGAGCUGCGAUUUGAAGAUUAUGCCGCCAACCGGAAAGGUCCACAAGCGGGUGCACCCGGUGCCGGAGGACUUUUUGGAGCGGGCGCACAAUCGACGGGUCUUUUCGGUGGUACGGGUGCGACACAAUCGACCGGAUUGUUUGGUCAAAACCAGGCCCAGCAGACCGCCGGUGGGUUGUUUGGUACGUCGACCAAUACGUUCGGUGCCACUACGACUCCCGCUUUCGGUACAACAGCUGGCAGUACGUUCGGGAAGCCGUUCGGAAACAAUCCGGUAGCAACAUCGGCACCGGGAUUCGGUUUCGCCCAAUCGACCACCUCCACGCUGGGUGGAGGUCUUGGAGCAAACAAACCUGCGUUCGGUGCAACCGGUACGACCGGUGGAUUGUUCGGGCAAACGGCUGCUCCGGCGACGAGCACCUUUGGACAGACAACUUUUGGUGGCUUUGGCACGCAAAACCAGGCCGCGCAACCGGGAGGAUUGUUUUCAGGUGCGGGCGCAGGAACAGCAGCUCCUGGGGCCGGUGCGUUCGGUACGCUGGGUGCUCAGUCAACGCCGUCCAGCUUCAACUUCGGUACGAACACACAAACCAGUGCGGCCGGUUCGACACUGUUCGGGGCGAAGCCUGCCAACACGUUCGGCACACUCGGAGGCACAACGUUUGGGCAGGGCGCAACUUCUAACGCAUCCACGUUUGGGCUCGGAACGAACACUAACGCCGCGGGAGGUAAUUCGUUUUUCGGCAAUACCUUCAACAAGCAAGCUGCGCCUACAUUCGGUCUAGGGACCAACACUUCAACCGGUGGCGGUAUAGGAGGAGCGACCGGUGGACUCACGUUCGGGACUGGAUCGUCGUCCCUGUUCGGCAAUACGGCUGCUAAACCCGGUGGAUUGGGGACGGGAACAAGCCUGUUCGGUAAUACGUCCACCCUUGGUACCGGCGGUACCUUCGGAACAAUGGGCAUGGGCACAUCGUUCGGAGCAGGUACUGGUGCCGGUGGGCUAGGCAUGUCCAAUCUUGGUGGACUUGGCGCUAUGGGUCAGAGUGCAGUGGGACAGCAAACCGUGCCGAUUCAUCAGCAAAUCCUAGCCAUGGCGACAUCACCGUACGGAGACAAUCCCAUCUUUAAGGGCAUUAAACCGCUCGCUGGUCCGUCAGAGGAAUCGCUAAAACCGACCAAUCCAUCGGCACAGAAAGCAAUCCUGGAGGGAUCGAACUAUCAACUGAAGAUAUCGUCCCGUACUGGAAGUAACGAUCGCGUGAAAGUUAAGCCACUCGGUGCAGCACAGCUAAAGAAGUCCAUUUUCGAGGGGCUGGAAGAGUACGAUAGUACGCUCGAGGAUAGCUUUACGCUAAAACCGAACGCGAAGCGUUUGAUUAUUAAACCACGCUCGACCAAGUCUACGAUUAUAAUCCCGGAAUCGAUCGGUGGUACACGUGAACCACAGUACAAUCUGUCCGGCGGUUCAAACACGGGAGACGAUAUUCCGACACCGACGCGCAUAUCCGGGAUUGGAGAAUCGUUCCGCAAUCAGAUUCCAACGCACCUAACCGAUACGGUACCAUCGGGGAAAUACCAACAGCAGCAAUCACAAGGCACGACAGACGGCAGCAGACGAGUGUCUUGGUUACAGUCGAACGUGCUGGAUAAGGUGCGCCAACAACAGCAGGGCAAUAAUCAGCGCUUGUCGGAAUCGGUGUUGGACAACACGAUCAAAGAGUUUGCUGUGUCGUCUUCAAAUAUGCGAUCCGAACGGGCCAGCUUGCUCUCAGCGGGUACCAAUCGAGAAGAAGCGGGAGAACCUGACGAUACCGUCAAUGUUGGAGGAGCUGCAAGAAAGGGUAUCGCUAAGGACAGUGCAUCCAGCACCUCACCUGUCCUGGGCAAUCAAACGUUAAACGAUAGCUUCAUCUCGAAUCGCUCCUUUUUGAACGAAACAAGCGUUGGUGCGGGAAUUGGAACGGAAUUAUCUACGUCCGUCGCUGCCGUAGUGGAGGAUGCCGAACCACAUCCCACGGGAAUAGUGUUGCGCCGCGUAGGGUACUAUACUAUUCCUACGCUUGAUGAAAUUGCGCAACUGAUGGAUGAGGACGGUCGCUGCAUUGUGCCGAAUUUUACCAUCGGUCGCAAAGGUUACGGUAACGUGUACUUCAACGAACCGAUCGACGUUGCCGGGCUGAAUAUAGAUGAAAUCGUACACUUUCGCCAUAAGGAAGUUAUCAUCUAUCCGGAUGAUGAGAACAAACCGCCGGUUGGCAGUGGGCUCAACCGGAAGGCUCAAAUUACGCUCGAUCAGGUCUGGCCGCAUGAUAAAACGUUGCACGAACCGAUCAAAGACCCGCAGCGGCUGGCAAUCCUGGACUACGAAGGCAAGCUACGGCGUGUGUGCGAUAAGCACGAUACACGCUUCCUCGAAUAUCGGCCCGAUACGGGUAGCUGGGUGUUUAAGGUAGAACAUUUCUCUAAGUAUGGUUUAAGCGACAGUGAUGAUGAGGAUGCAACACCAGCAGAUCCAAAGAAGGUAAAAGUUAUGCUAGCUGCACAACAGCGCAAGGAACUGCUGUUGCGUACGAAAACACAACACUCAGGCUCAAAGCAGCAGGAUAAAGAUGGUGAAACAGCUGCAUCCGGGCAGGAAACUAAUGAUAACCAACAGGGAAAAGUUACUGCUCCAUCGGAUACAUCGACCAAUAACAAUGCGGUCCGGCAAGUUGUUGCGUUCGAGAAUGGUGAUGACGAUGACUAUAAUGCGUCACCGUACGGGGAUGAAAAUAUGAACUUUUCCUCGCAAUAUCUGCGUGACAAUCCGACCAGCCCGACUGCUGCUAUCGCAAUGGAGAUGGGGACAGAUCCGCACAAAAUACAGCUCAUGAAGGCGUCCUUUUUUGCGGAAGAUGAAUUUGAUGGGCGUUCCGUAACGUCGGAAUUCGGGCACAGCGAAGGACGGGACAGUCCCGAUCAGAUUGUGCCCAGUACGGCGACACGCUCAUCGACCACCGCCGCCGGUGCUGGCAGAUUGCUUCUCCAGAGCCUAUACAGCAGCAGCAGUGCAAACACGGGCAUUCACCGCAAAACAAACGCACCGGCCGGUGCACUGCUGAAGGCAGACGGUACUCCUUCGGUGUGUUUUAGUCCGGGCAGUUUAAUGAAAACAUCCACCGUCAAAAGUAUUCACGCCGGUUCCACGCUGAGCUUAUCCUCAUCCCGGCAAUCGAAGCCUCCGCAAACGGCAGCAACCGUUGCAGGCGUGCAGCAAACCACGUUGCCAGCGAUUGCCCGCCCGACCGGUCCACAGGCAUUACCGCUUGCGCUGAAACCAAAAAUUGAAUCACUGCACCCGAUAAACAUUGUGAUUCCACUGUCAAAAUCCAUCCUGAAACGGUUCCUGAACAACAAAUCGAACCUGGCCUUCUUUCAUGGGCGCAAAUUUAAAGUUGGCUGGUCGUACGGUAACGCCAUGGUGCAGCUGAACACACGUGAUAACUGUGCCGAGUUGGUGCGUCAGUUUGAAUCCGUCAUCAGCAGCACGUUACCUGCUUCCAGAGCGAAGCUGAUUGGAAUAGAUGCGGUCAAACCAUUCUUCCACGGACGCACCGACAAUGACUUUUCGCCUGCAGCUCUGCAACUGUUGCGCGUCAAAUCGACCGCCGAACCGAUGCUCAUCGAUGACGAUUCGUUCGCCCGCUCGGUCGAGGGUCAUCUGCGUGUGCAGCUGCGCAACUGUGAGCGACGUCACAGAGAUGCCAUGGCGAGCGAUUGCCCGCAUUUGAUAGCAGGUGGCAAGUAUCAAACACUCGAAGAGCAUCUGCUCGAGGCCCGUUCCUUGAUCGAUACCACCCACGAGGAGUAUAGCGAAUUGUGUGCCCAGGUGUGGGCUCUACUGGCCGCCCUUUGGGGUGCAAGAGAAGAGCUGGAAGGAGUGGAGGAAACCAGCCAUCUGAGCACCAUGUUUCGGCGGGAUUUGUUCUCCGAGUGGAUAGAAGACGUUGUAACGAUUCGCUCGCAAAAGAACAGUAACCGGGGCGAGAAGCACGACUAUCUGGACCAGCUGCUUGAGCUCAUCCACACCCACAAGGUGCUCGAAGCGUGUGAGCUGGCCUUCACCAACAAUGACAUUAAUCUGGCAAUGCUGUUGGCACAGAUAUCCGGUGGACCGGUGGUGCGACAGCUGCUCCAACAUCAGCUUACCUGCUGGCAGGACUCGGAAGCGGAUAAGUUUAUCGAUCCCCGACGGUUGGAAGUGUUCAUGGCAAUAGCGGGCAUACGUAUGAUGAGUUCGUCGCACGGUUCCAUUAACAUGGUGGAGCACGUCGAUUGGUUAGGUGCGUUAGCGCUGCAUCUAUGGUACAUUUGUCCACCGACCGCUUCGAUCACGGAUGCGCUGCUAAAGUACGAAGAAGCGUUCAACUCGAUCGAAUCCUUUACCCAUCCACCCUUGCCACCGUACCGAGCACGGUAUGCACAGAAGGGACCGAACAGUGGUCCAAUUCACGAUCUACGCUUCCAUCUGCUGAAGCUAUACUCGAAACGUAGCCAUCCGCUGGAGCCACUGCUCAAUCCGGCUUCCCACACGGCCGAUCCGACCGACUAUCGGCUGAGCUGGUUGCUACUGCAGGUACUGGAAACGCUUGGCUAUCACCACUGUUCGGAGCUUUAUCGCAGUAAGAUUCAUGUAGAAUUCGCAAGCCAGCUCGAAAGUCAUGGUUUGUGGCAGUGGGCAGUGUACGUGCUGCUGCAGCUCAACGAUCGUGCCCGGCGAGAACAUUCGAUACAGCAGAUACUUUACCGCUACAUUCAGUUGGUGCCGGAAAGUGUCAGCGAGGACGAGAGCACCGAAGCGGAGCGACAGGAUUAUUUGGCAAGAGAAAACUUUAUCGUCGAUGAGCUGGGAGUACCGGAAAAGUGGAUCUUCUGGGCGAAAGCUGUCCGCGCGGGUGCCGUGUUCGAUUAUAAGCAGCAGGCCCACUAUCUGCUGCUGGCUAAACAGUGGUCUUUGGCGCAUGAAAUCAUACUGCAACAGCUUGCACCGGAGUACGUGAUGAACAAUAAAAUUCCACAACUGAAGACCAUGCUGGAUUCCAUUGAAGACACCAAACAGAUUUCGAACUGGUCUACCAAAGGUCAAGUUUUGGUCGAUUUCAUUGAACUGAAUGAGAAGUUCGAGCAGCUAAAGGAUGUAAUGGACGAAGAAUUGAUUGAACAGCGGCUCGAGAGUCUCAAGCCGAAACUGUCGGAGCUCUGUUCGGUGAUUAAAAUGUUCCCUUGUCCCACACCGAAACACACGCUGCUUCAGAGUGAAAUAGCCCAACGGCUUGCCUACCUGAUUCGUACACACUUCGCAGAUGAUCCACAGAUCAGUGGCAGCACACUAAUGCGUGGCGCCCUCGAACGAUUACCCUUGCCAGAGGAACACGUGCUGGAGGAACUGGACCACAUGCUGCGUGCAUUCUUGGUGGAGGAAUUAAAGCAAAAGUAAACCAGCAGCAGGGAAGUAUAGACGCAAGACAAGCGAAAAGGUUGAUAGAUGUAGGUAGGCAACCCCAUUCCGUAAGGAACGGUUUUUUUCCGUAAGCUAGGCUAAUGGUUGAGCUUAGGUAUAUGGUAUCUGUGGACCGGUGGGCUGUAUUACGUGUCGCUGCUGGUUUUGGUGUACAUUAUGAUUGUAGUCAUUGUGCGCGUUUUGAGAUGAAUUGUUGUGUCACCACCUCAGUGUCGUACACACCACACGCUUUGGAGCUCCCGCAUUAAAAUUUAAGCAAAUAUCGAAAGUAAACGGUUCGGGUUCCGCGGUACAGCUACUAUCGCGUGCCGAAAAUAUGUUCUAUUUCUUUUCUUGUUAUACUACUAAGUGACUGUAUGCGAUAUAAAAUAACGUAAAUAAAUACCCCGAUAAUAAUGAACAAUGGAACAGAAAAGUUGUGCUCGUUUGUAUGUUUUUUUGGGAAAACAGAAAAAUUAGGCAAAUAUCAAACUCGAGGCUCGAAAGCUAGAAAAGUGUAAUCAUGUUUAUGAUUGUUUGAAGAAAACAUCUUUUGCUACGUAUUGGUUCCGGUUUUGUGUAGUUUGUAAUAAAUAAUUUAUUAUUUUUUUUAUAAAGAGCGUUCUUCCUUUAAAUAAUUAAAUAAUCAAUUAAAAUAGUAAACCUUCAUUGACAGAUGUUAAACUGAGAUGUAUCCAAUAUGGCUCGAUGUUGUGGAGCUUGCUGUUAUUCUCUUCCUUAUUGUAUUUUCUUCUCUCCGAUCUUGUUCUACCACUGCUUCUGCUUGUUUGCUAGUUCGCUCGCUGCAGUAGGAUAAUGGUUCUUAUAUGUUUGUUUUCCCACACCUUGCAACUUUUGUUCUUCCGUUUUGCUUAAUGCAUGCUUAUGGUAAAAAUACGUUGAGUACUGUAUUUGCUAUAGCUCGCUGUUGCUUACGCACCGAUGUUCUGUUACGCAUUUCUUUCCAUUUCCUACACACGUUUCCAUUUUGAAAAGUAAAACCGCUGGGUCAGUGUUGCUUGUUUCUAUGUGUUCUUCAUUUUCUUCAUUGCAUCCCCCGGUAGUGCUGAAACAGAGGGGGGGGGGGCUGUGUGCCCCCUCCACCUUCUGCGCUAGUGAGAUGAUGCAACUGUAGUGCAGCGUGAUCGUGUGCGCACCCACCGACAUGAUUCCAUUACUCGAUUGGAGGAAAGUAAGUUUUGCUUCUUAUUGUUUUGGUUGUUGUUUUUUUUUUUUGGAAA